CCUCCCCGAGCGGAGGCAACAUGGUGGCUCCGUCAAGCCGUAGCUGCGAGAUUUGAAUUACCCUACUUGUAGCUGCUGCGUCCCUGCUGAUGGCGUCUCCGGCGUUGUGCGGUUCACGUCAGAGCCCAGAGGGACUCCCUGGAGACCCUUCCUCACAAGAAGAAGAUGAGGAUUGUGAUCCUGAAGAUCCUGUCAGCGACUCGGGUUCAUACUCCUCUACAAGUACCGAUUAUGACGACCUGGAGCCUGAAUGGCUGGACAGUGUGCAGAAGAAUGGAGAGCUGUUUUAUUUGGAGUUGAGUGAGGAUGAAGAAGAAAGCCUCCUUCCUGAGACACCUACUGAGACACCUACUGUGAACCAUGUCAGGUUCAGCGAAAAUGAGAUUAUUAUUGAAGAGGAUGAUUACAAAGAAGGAAAAAAGUAUGAACCCAAACUCAAGCGGUUUACCAAGAUUUUAAAAAGUAAAAAACUUUUACCUAAGCGCUAUAAUAAAAAAAAUAGCAAUGCCAGUGGGCCAGUCUCCAUUCUAAAGCAUCAGUCCAAUCAGAAAACAGGAGUUGUGGUCCAACAGCGGUACAAAGACGUGAACGUUUACGUGAACCCCAAAAAGCUAACUGUCACCAAAGCCAAAGAGCAACUCAAGCUUCUGGAAGUACUGAUUGGGAUUAUCCAUCAGACCAAGUGGAGCUGGAGAAGAAAUGGGAAACAGGGCGGUGGAGAGAAGCUUGUGGUCCAUGGCCUGCUGCCAGGAGGAUCUGCUAUGAAGAGUGGUCAGAUAUUAAUCGGUGAUGUCCUUGUUGCCGUGAACGAUGUAGAUGUGACCUCCGAGAACAUAGAGAGAGUUCUGUCUUGCAUUCCUGGACCUAUGCAGGUGAAACUGACAUUCGAAAAUGCAUAUGCUGUGAAAAAGCAAACAACUCAACCAAGACAGAAAAAGGCACAGUCAAACACAAGUGAUUUAAUCAAACUUCCAUGGGGAGAAGAGGUCAAAGGUACCCAGCAGAAUAUUCUAAACACUCCUCACAUCAUUAUGUAUCUCACACUACAGCUCGACUCGGAAACAUCAAAGGAAGAGCAGGAAAUCCUAUAUCAUUAUCCAGUAUCUGAUGCGUCUCAGAAACUUAAAAGUGUGAGAGGGAUAUUCCUCACACUCUGUGACAUGUUGGAAAAUGUAACUGGGACACAAGUUACUAGCUCAUCCCUUCUUUUAAAUGGGAAACAAAUUCAUGUAGCUUAUUGGAAAGAAUCUGACAAGCUGUUGUUAAUUGGCCUGCCUGCUGAGGAAGUUCCUCUUCCUCAGCUAAGGAAUAUGAUUGAAGAUGUUGCCCAAACCUUAAAAUUUAUGUAUGGUUCUUUAGAUAGUGCCUUUUGCCAGGUUGAGAAUGUUCCUCGUUUGGAUCACUUUUUCAGCUUGUUCUUUCAAAGAGCACUUCAGCCUGCUAAACUACAUUCCAGCGCCAGUUCCAGUGCACAACAAUAUGAUGCUUCCAGUGCAGUACUUUUAGACAAUCUCCCUGGAGUUCGGUGGCUCACACUUCCACAAGAUAUUAAGGUGGAAUUAGACACAGCAUUGAGUGACUUGGAGGCUGCAGAUUUUGCAGAACUGUCUGAGGAUUACUAUGACAUGAGGCGGCUAUAUACAAUUUUGGGCUCUUCUCUAUUUUACAAGGGUUAUUUGAUAUGCAGUCAUUUGCCUAAGGAUGAUCUUAUUGAUAUUGCUGUAUACUGUCGCCACUAUUGCCUACUGCCUUUAGCAGCAAAACAAAGAAUUGGUCAGUUGGUAAUAUGGAGAGAAGUAUUUCCUCGACAUCACCUCCAACCUUCUACAGACUCAAACACUGAAGUCUUUCAGGAACCUGAAGGGAGGUAUUUUUUGCUAAUUGUUGGCUUGAGACAUUAUAUGUUGUGUGUACUAUUAGAAGCUGGAGGCUGUGCAUCCAAAGCUGUUGGGAAUCCCGGACCGGACUGUAUCUAUGUGGAUCAGGUCAAAACAACUCUUCACCAGCUGGAAGGGGUGGAUUCCCGCAUAAGUGAACGGCUAGCCUCUUCUGCAACCCCCUGUUUGUCUUGUGCUGACUGGUUUCUUUCUGGAUCACAUGAAAAAUUAGAUAAUUUAACAACCUCACCUAUCCUCAGUAGGCUACAAGGUACUUCCAAAGUAGCAACCUCUCCAACAUGCAGAAGAACUCUUUUUGGUGACUAUUCCCUAAAGACACGUCAGCCCAGUCCAUCCAGAAGUGGAGGAUCUGACAGUGAUUGUGAAGGUGGAGAAGGGGUUGGCCUGAGUCCCCACACUACAGCAUCUCAGGGUUCUGAUGGUUCAGAAGAAAGUGGGGCCUUGCUUAAGGUCACUAAAAAGAAGUCUACUCUUCCAAAUCCAUUUCAUUUGGGGAACUUGAAAAAGGACCUUUCAGAAAAAGAAUUGGAUAUAUAUAACACAAUGAAAUUGACGUCUGGUCCUGAGAACACACUUUUCCACUAUGUCGCCUUAGAAACAGUGCAAGGGAUCUUUAUUACUCCUACCCACGAAGAGGUGGCACAGCUAAGUGGCUCUAUCCACCCUCAGCUGAUAAAAAAUUUCCAUCAGUGUUGUCUCUCCAUUCGUGCAGUUUUCCAACAGACAUUGGUUGAAGAGAAGAAGAAAGCACUAAAUGGUGGAGAUCAUUCAGGUUCUACAAAUUCAGUGUCUUCUCUUAACCCUGUGAAAGAACAUGGUGUAUUAUUUGAAUGCUCACCUGAAAACUGGACUGACCAGAGAAAAACACCACCAGUUAUGGCUUACUGGGUAGUAGGGAGGCUCUUUCUUCAUCCCAGACUUCAAGAACUUUACGUCUGUUUUCAUGACUCAGUCACAGAAAUUGCCAUUGAAAUGGCUUUUAAAUUGUUCUUUGGAUUAACCUUGUAGCUGUGUUUUUUUGAUGUAUAGCAACACUGCACAGACCAUAAAGUAGUGUUAGAACUGCUGAAAUCCAUUCACAAAGAGAUAAGGUUUAACUUCUUUCCACUGUUCAAUACUGAACAUAAGAUUAUUAAAGACUGAGAUGAUAUGCUGCUGGGAUUUGAUGCACUAAAUCUUCUUGUGAGACUUUUGGAAAAGAUACUUGAUCAAAAUAUGAACAAGGGAUUGUUAACUUAUUUCCAUUUUGGUAUAUACCAUUAAUUUAUUUACUAGUUUGAAAUAAUGUGAUGUGUUUUAUGUAAAAUUAAUAUAGGAAUGUUUAUCUGGGAAAAAUACCCAAUUCGUUGUAUAUUUUUCUCAAGACUGAUAUUGAUAUCUGGCAAAACAAUCAUGAAAUUGGGAGGAGGGGACCAGGUUCUGUAACCGAUUAGUGCUGUGAC
Messenger RNA from Kogia breviceps (pygmy sperm whale), 3340 nucleotides. RefSeq names its product inturned planar cell polarity protein (gene INTU). Gene Ontology annotation, molecular function: protein binding. Gene Ontology annotation, cellular component: cilium; cytoplasm. Lineage: Eukaryota; Metazoa; Chordata; Mammalia; Artiodactyla; Physeteridae. The record is from RefSeq and is a predicted model, not a curated record. Gene Ontology annotation, biological process: establishment of planar polarity; vesicle-mediated transport; nervous system development.